Molecule: messenger RNA, 1324 nt
Organism: Boleophthalmus pectinirostris (great blue-spotted mudskipper)
Lineage: Eukaryota; Metazoa; Chordata; Actinopteri; Gobiiformes; Gobiidae
Gene: rabl3
Product: RAB, member of RAS oncogene family-like 3
Exons: 8
Coding region: 64-765 (233 amino acids)
Biological process (GO): intracellular protein transport
Cellular component (GO): endomembrane system
Molecular function (GO): GTPase activity
Source: RefSeq, a predicted model, not a curated record
GCCAAUCAUAGUACAUACGGAGGCGGGGUUUAGAUUGUUUUCUUCCGGUAUCUUUCACCAAAAAUGGCUUCACUUGACAGGGUAAAAGUUCUGGUUUUAGGGGAUUCUGGUGUGGGAAAAUCGUCCUUGGUUCAUUUACUUUGUCAGAAUCAGGUUUUAGGAAAUCCAUCUUGGACAGUGGGCUGCUCAGUGGACGUACGGAUACAUGAUUAUAAAGAAGGAACUCCAGAAGAAAAAACAUAUUACAUUGAACUCUGGGAUGUUGGCGGGUCUGUGGGCUGUGCAAGCAGCGUCAAGAGCACCCGGGCUGUCUUUUACAAUUCUGUCAAUGGUAUUAUAUUAGUACACGACUUGACAAAUAAGAAAUCUUCCCAAAAUCUUUACCGAUGGUCUCUAGAAGCACUGAACAGAGAUUCAUCACCUACUGGAGUUAUUGUGUCUAAUGGGGACUAUGACAGAGAGCAGUUUGCUGAAAACCCAGUGCCUUUGCUCUUGAUAGGCACUAAAUUUGACCAAAUUCCAGAAAACAAACGCAGUGAGGUUCUGACUCGAACAGCCUUCCUCUCUGAAGACUUCAACGCAGAAGAAAUUAAUCUAGACUGCACUAACCCACGCUACCUCGCUGCUGGAACAUCAAAUGCAGUCAGACUGAGUCGAUUCUUUGACAAGGUUAUAGAGAAGAGAUACUUCACAAGAGAUCCAUGCCAGAUGACAGCGUUUACUGACAGGAAGAGGUUCAACUUUAAAAGUUUGCACUAUGACUAAGCCCAGAGACCGCUGUGCAUUCUGUGGUUUGGCUUAAUUUUCACCACCAGUUUCACUUACUAAAUGUACUGGAUGGAUGGAUGGAUGGAUGGAUGACUUUUUACCUUCAACCUUCAAAGAUGUGGAAAGAUUCAGUAAAGUGUACUAAAACAUGUUUUAGACCAAACUUUAUUUUUUUAAUCUUUAUUGGUUUGUGAUGUCAAGUUGAACUUAUUCAAUAUACAUACAGAUCUUUUCCAUACAUUGUUAGUUAUUAAUUGACAUGAAGACUUUAAUCUUUACUAAUCAAAGGUUUGCUCUCAUUACCAUAUCCUCCUGUGACCUCUUUAAUCCAUGGGAGGAAACUGGAAAUCUUAGUAUAAGAAUGAGGAUAUUUAGGAUUGGUGCAAUUACAAGGAGCGGUAAAUGAAGCGAUACCCUGAGGCUUGUUUUUGCAGAUCAGAGGUGCUCCAGAAUCACCCUGUAGCAACAAACAGAAACUCAGUAUUACAAUAGUAAUGUAUAUACACCAAUACUAUAUAUAGUGUUGAAAAAAUAAAAACUAUGUAUUAUUACUUGG